AUCAGCAUCUAUUUAAUUUUUUUAUAUCAUGCUUUGCUUCCACGGCUAACAGAAAUCCGAUGCGGUGCUGCUAAAAUGUGGCACAAGGCCUGCGAAAAGAACAAUGUAUGAGUAGGUAUUUGUACAUGCAACAACAUACGUGCUCGUAAUUAUCAUAAAUUCAAAUUGGCAAAAGCUUUAGUUCCGUGCCAAAGAGGCGCAUCCGAUACAUAUGCCCGGCUCAGGCACAUGCGUCUCGCCCACAGAUCGUGCUCGACUUCUUUGUUUUACUAAAUAUGUGCAACAGAGUAAAGCAAUCAGUUUUUCUCUUAGACAGAAACCACAGUAAUUGCCAGUUCUCUUUCCCCUUUGCUUAGUAAGUUAUUUUAGACGAUCAUGACUCGCGUGUAUGUCAGACCAGCCCUUCAGGCUCGAUGGACCGGUUGGAAGUCCUUAAAGGCCUAUACACAUACAAUAGUUUGCUUUUACAGAUUGGUGAUAAAUUCGCGUGCAUUAUAACUGGACUCAAUUAAUUUUCACUUCCACUUCAGCAACAGUUUGACUUCAAGAUUGAGCACUUCCAAACAGCAGGGCUCGGUCGCAAUAACCGUGGGAGAUGUCUGCGGUGCGGCAUCGCCCGAUGGCUCCGCCAGCCACUGGGGAGCAUGGCGAUAGCGAUGACAAUAACUUUACCGACGACGAGAGCUCACCAUUGACACACGAUAUUUAUGGAGGCAGCCAACGCACAAUACAGGAAACAAAAGGCUGGGAUGUAUUUCGUGAUCCUCCAAUUAAAAUUGAGACCGGUUCAACGGCAAACCAAGAAUGUCUCGAGCUAACCAUUAAGAUUUUAAAAAUCUUCGCCUACAUAUUCACCUUUAUCAUAGUCUUAACCGGUGGCGUUAUAGCCAAAGGAACAGUUCUUUUUAUGACCUCACAAGUGCGGAAGGAUCGCAAGAUUGAAUACUGCAACAAGGAUUUGGGCCGCGACAAAAGCUUCGUUGUGCGACUACCUGAGGAGGAACGUAUUGCCUGGAUUUGGGCGCUAGUGAUUGCAUAUUCCCUUCCCGAGAUCGGCUCGCUGAUACGAUCGGUGCGAAUUUGCUUUUUUAAAACUUUCAAGGUACCGAAAACAGGUCACUUUUUGUUCGUCUGGAUGAUGGAGAGCUUUAGCGCUCUGGGCACAGCGUUAUUGAUGUUUGUGGUGCUGCCGCAGAUUGAUGCUAUACAAGGCGCAAUGUUAACCAACUGCCUCUGCGUGAUACCUGGCAUUUUUGGACUGCUUUCGCGUACCUCCAAGGAGGGUAAGCGCUUCAUUAAAGUCAUCAUCGAUCUGGCUGCAAUUGCAGCGCAGGUCACCGGCCUGGUUAUCUGGCCCCUACUGGAAAACCGGCGCGAGCUCUGGGUUAUACCGGUGGCCUGCGUAAUGAUCUCAUGUGGCUGGUGGGAGAAUUACGUCUCUGCGCAAUCACCGCUUGGCAUCGUACGUGCCCUGGGACGCAUCAAGGAGGAGAUGCAUAAUACGCGUUACUUUUGUCAUAUGUUCCUUUCAAUUUGGAAGAUUCUGCUUUUCUUCUGCGUCACUCUGCUCAUAUAUUGGGCAAACGGCGAGGAGCCCAGUAAUCUUUUCAGCCUCUACGGCGAUGCAUUUGGGCCUCAUAAGAUAAUUGUCUAUGAGUUACCGGCCGGCUUAGGAGGAGUGCUACCCGAUACCUUAGAGUCAGCCAAUAUAGAUACGGUAGAUGUGGAUGCCGCCUACAACACGGUGGUGUAUGUUCUGCUCCUGCAGGUCUUUGGAGCUUAUUUAUGCUACAUAUUCGGAAAGUUUGCCUGCAAGAUUCUUAUACAGGGCUUCAGCUAUGCCUUCCCCGUGAGCCUUACCGUGCCAAUUGCUGUCUCAUUCCUGAUUGCAGCGUGUGGCAUACGUAUUGAUGAUCCUUGCUUUUUCCACGAUACUAUACCGGACUAUCUGUUCUUUACCAGUCCAUCCAACUUUAGAUUUAAUAAUUUUGUCACUGAGCAAAUGGCGUGGGCCUGGAUAUUGUGGCUUCUCAGCCAAACGUGGAUUGCCCUACACAUUUGGACGCCCAAGUGCGAGAGAUUAGCAACUACAGAAAAACUAUUUGUUAGACCCAUGUACUCGGCUUUACUAAUCGAUCAGUCCAUGGCAUUAAAUAGAAGACGCGAUGACCAAGCGGAUGUCAAAACUGAGGAUCUGUCGGAGAUUGAAAAGGAAAAGGGUGAUGAGUACUAUGAGACUAUUUCAGUACAUACCGAUCGCUCCUCGGCGCCGAACAAGCCCUCGAUCAAAUCUUCAGAUAAUAUAACUCGUAUUUACACAUGCGCCACUAUGUGGCAUGAAACCAAAGAUGAAAUGAUCGAGUUCUUGAAAAGUAUUAUGCGAAUGGACGAGGAUCAGUGCGCUCGACGUGUUGCCCAAAAGUAUUUGCGAGUGCUGGAUCCAGACUAUUAUGAGUUUGAGACUCACAUUUUUUUUGAUGAUGCUUUUGAGAUUUCGGAUCAUAGUGACGAUGAUAUUCAAUGCAAUCGUUUUGUAAAGCUGUUGAUUGGUACCAUGGAUGAAGCCGCCUCUGAGAUCCAUCAGACAACGAUUCGAUUGCGACCACCCAAAAAAUAUCCAACACCCUAUGGCGGCCGAUUAGUAUGGACCCUACCUGGCAAAACAAAGUUCAUUGCACAUCUUAAAGAUAAAGAUCGGAUACGUCAUCGAAAGCGCUGGUCGCAAGUUAUGUAUAUGUACUAUCUGCUUGGUCAUCGGCUAAUGGAGCUGCCCAUCUCUGUUGAUCGCAAGGACGCCAUUGCGGAAAACACUUAUCUGCUCACACUUGAUGGCGAUAUUGAUUUCAAGCCGAAUGCUGUCACCCUGUUGGUCGAUUUAAUGAAGAAAAACCGAAAUCUAGGCGCUGCAUGUGGACGUAUUCAUCCCGUGGGAUCAGGACCCAUGGUGUGGUAUCAGCUAUUUGAAUACGCGAUCGGUCAUUGGCUGCAAAAGGCAACUGAGCACAUGAUUGGAUGUGUGCUCUGUUCUCCCGGCUGCUUUUCACUGUUCCGUGGCAAGGCACUGAUGGAUGAUAAUGUGAUGAAAAAGUAUACAACGAAACCAACAGAAGCACGUCACUAUGUACAGUAUGAUCAGGGCGAGGAUCGCUGGCUGUGUACCUUAUUGCUGCAGCGUGGAUAUCGAGUGGAGUACUCAGCUGCGUCGGACGCCUACACCCAUUGUCCGGAAGGCUUUAACGAGUUCUACAAUCAACGUCGUCGCUGGGUGCCUUCGACUAUAGCAAACAUCAUGGAUCUUCUUGGCGAUGCGAAACGCACUAUUAAGAUAAAUGAUAACAUAUCAUUGCUGUACGUUUUCUACCAGAUGAUGUUGAUGGGUGGCACCAUUUUGGGUCCUGGAACUAUCUUUCUUAUGUUAGUGGGUGCCUUUGUCGCCGCCUUUCGAAUUGACAACUGGACGUCCUUCCAUUACAACAUUGUACCUAUUCUGGCCUUUAUGGUAAUUUGUUUCACGUGCAAGUCCAAUAUUCAACUCUUUGUAGCCCAGGUGCUGUCCACUUGCUAUGCUCUUAUUAUGAUGGCUGUGAUAGUGGGCACAGCACUGCAGUUGGGAGAGGACGGAAUUGGUUCGCCCUCGGCCAUCUUUUUGAUAUCAAUGGUGGGCUCAUUCUUCAUAGCCGCAUGUUUGCAUCCGCAAGAAUUUUGGUGUAUAACAUGCGGCUUAAUAUAUUUAUUAUCAAUACCUUCUAUGUAUCUGCUCCUUAUUCUUUACUCUAUCAUCAAUUUGAACGUCGUCUCCUGGGGCACUCGGGAGGUUGUCGCCAAAAAGACCAAAAAGGAGUUGGAGGCGGAAAAGAAAGCCGCUGAGGAAGCCAAGAAGCGAGUAAAACAAAAAAGCAUGUUAGGCUUCCUACAAAGUGGUAUAGGCGAUAAUGAUGAUGAGGAAGGCUCCAUUGAGUUUUCGUUAGCUGGUCUAUUCCGUUGCGUUUUUUGCACCCACGGAAAAACAUCCGACGAGAAGCAGCAGCUGACCAGCAUAGCCGAGUCCCUGGAUACAAUCAAAACACGCAUUGACACCAUCGAGAGCGCUGUGGAUCCACAUGGUCAUCAUGCUUCCCGUCAUAAUAGACGUCGCACGACGUCUAGUGGCUCCAAGGAUCAUCAUUUGCUAACGUCGGUAGCUGAAAAAUCGGGCGACGAAUCCGAUGAAUCGGAUUCAGAUACCUCGGCAGAACCUAAGCAAGAACGUGAUUUUUUGACAAACCCCUAUUGGAUCGAGGAUCCUGAUGUCCGCAAGGGUGAGGUGGACUUUUUAUCAAGUUCGGAAAUUCAGUUCUGGAAGGACCUCAUCGAUCAGUACCUUUACCCCAUUGAUAAUGAUCCUGUGGAACAGGUACACAUUUCCAAGGAGUAUCUACAGCUAGAACCGAUUGGUCUGGUUUUUGUGUUUUUUUUUGCCUUAAUUUUGGUUAUACAAUUUACGGCCAUGCUGUUCCAUCGAUUUGGCACACUUUCGCACAUCUUGGCCUCUACGGAGUUGAAUUUCUGCAAAAAGAAAUCAGAGGAUCUAACACAAGAUCAACUUAUAGACAAGCACGCUGUGGAGAUCGUUAAGAAUCUGCAACGCUUACAAGGCAUUGAUGGGGACUAUGAUAAUGACUCGGGCUCGGGGCCCGAUCGCAUAGCACGCCGCAAAACCAUACAAAAUUUGGAAAAGGCACGUCAGCCGCGACGUCAAAUCGGCACCUUGGAUGUGGCCUUUAAGAAGCGGUUCCUUAAGCUAACAGCUGAUGCGGAGAACAAUCCAGCCACACCAAUACUGACACGUCGACUGACCAUGCGAGCUGAGACCAUACGAGCUCUGGAGGUCAGAAAGAACUCCGUAAUGGCGGAACGACGCAAAUCGGCAAUGCAAACCUUGGGAGCCAAAAAUGAGUACGGUAUAUCCGCAGUUCCACCGCUCAAUAACAAUGGGGCCUUGCCCAAUCAGCGUAGCGGCCGCGUGUCCAAUGCAGGCAUUAGCAUCAAGGAUGUAUUCAAUGUAAACGGUGGACCAGCCGAGCAAAUUUAUGGUUCCAAUGGCGGUGGUACCAUAAAUCAAGGCUACGAGCAUGUCAUCGAUGAAGAUGGCGACGGUAACUCCCUCCGUUUGACGACUCGGAAUCCGCAUCAAGUGUCUUGGGGUCAAAAUGUAAACGGCAAUAAUACGGGGCGUUUGUAAACUAAUUAUGAUCAUAUAACUCUAAAAUCUAAAAAUUUACAAAAAAAAAUUGAGUUUAUAGUCAAUACAUGUAUUGGUUACUUGUAUAUAUAAUGGACAUUGCAGGAGCCUUGUCAAUACACAACGAAUAUUUGCUAAGCUAAUCACACUG
Messenger RNA from Drosophila novamexicana, 5372 nucleotides. RefSeq names its product chitin synthase chs-2 (gene kkv). Gene Ontology annotation, molecular function: chitin synthase activity. The record is from RefSeq and is a predicted model, not a curated record. The transcript is spliced from 9 exons. Gene Ontology annotation, cellular component: cell periphery; cell septum. Lineage: Eukaryota; Metazoa; Arthropoda; Insecta; Diptera; Drosophilidae. The coding region runs from base 596 to 5221 and encodes 1541 amino acids.